AUGAUAGAAAUCAUCGUUAAUGAUCGAUUGGGCAAAAAGGUUAGAAUCAAGUGCAACCCGCAGGAUACUGUUGGUGACUUGAAAAAGCUAGUCGCCGCGCAGACUGGUACCAGAUAUGAGAAGAUCGUUCUCAAGAAGUGGUACACCGUGUUCAAGGACAACGUCACCCUCUACGACUACGAGAUCAACGACGGCUGUUCACUCGAGCUCUACUACGCCUAA
This is a messenger RNA of Oikopleura dioica, 222 nucleotides long. NCBI's taxonomy places the organism in Eukaryota, Metazoa, Chordata, Appendicularia, Copelata, Oikopleuridae. The record is from the annotation of a GenBank genome assembly.